AUGACACACACCCACUCACAUGCAGCACACUCACACUCAUCACCUACACAUACGACAGUGUAUAAGGAGGUCAAACGUCUGCGACAGUUUACGGAGGAGCACGCGACCACUCUUUCCCGCCAAAACCUGAGGUUUCAGACCUACGAUCCCAGCAUGUUUCUGGCGGGUAGGACGAUUAUCGAGGAAUUGAGUCAUGUGUGUGAGAAGUUCAAUACCGGCAUGACCAAGAUCAUCAAGGGGCGGGAGGCAAUGCUGCAGUUGCUGUUGGAAAAG
Messenger RNA from Sphaeroforma arctica JP610, 273 nucleotides. RefSeq lists its product as hypothetical. The annotation marks the transcript as partial. NCBI's taxonomy places the organism in Eukaryota, Ichthyosporea, Ichthyophonida. The transcript has a single exon. The record is from RefSeq and is a predicted model, not a curated record.